CCGGCAAUGGCGGCGGCGCCCGAGGGCGGCCAUGGUGCGCAUCACUGAAGAUCUUGUUAGAAGACGUGCAGAACAUAACAACUGUGAAAUUUUUUCACUGGAAGAAAUCUCUUUACAUCAGCAGGAAAUAGAAAAGCUAGAGCAUCUUGACAAAUGGUGUCGAGAUUUAAAAAUUCUCUAUCUUCAGAAUAACCUAAUUCCAAAAAUUGAAAAUGUGAGCAAACUAAAGAAGCUGGAAUAUUUAAAUGUAGCUUUGAACAACAUUGAAAGAAUUGAAAAUCUGGAAGGCUGUGAAGAAUUGAAGAAACUUGACCUGACAGCAAAUUUCAUUGGUGAACUUUCCAGUAUUGAAUCCCUAAAAUGCAAUAUUCAUCUGAAGGAAUUGUUUCUAAUGGGUAACCCAUGUACUGAAUUUGAAGGUUAUAGGCAAUUUGUAGUGGCAACUCUUCAGCAAUUAAAAUAUUUGGAUAGUAAAGAAAUAGAACGUUCAGAGAGGAUUAAAGCCCUUCAAAACUAUCCAGAAGUGAAAUGGAAAAUCAGAGAACAGGAACAAGCUUACCUUCUCAAAAGGGCCAGAGAAAAGGAAGAGGCUCAAAGAAGGAUGCAAGAAAGAAAGGAUGAGAAGCAGAAACAGAUAGACUCUAAGCUUGGAUGUCACAGCCCAGACUCCCCACAGGAAAAACCCAAUCAGGCAGAAGGAGAUGGAGAGCGGGAAGGAUGCAGAGCAGUUGAAAAUGAUGAUGAAGACAGAAAAUUUUGGGAAGAGCCUACACCAUACACUCCAGAAUCUAGAUUAGAAACUCACAGAUAUGUUGAAGAAAAACGGAGAGCUAAAGAUAAUGUAAGGGAAUCGAAAAAGAGAGAGAAGACUGCUUGGACAUUGGUCACUGCAGAAGGAAAAGUUCUGAAUGUGAAUGUGCCUAAGCUUCGUUUCUCUCUGAAAGAUGAUGAAGAAAACAAUCAGAUCAUCUUGGAUCUUGCUGUUUACAGACAUUUGGACACUUCUUUACUUGAUGUUGAUGUGCAGCCAACUUACAUACGAGUACUGGUGAAGGGAAAGCCUUUUCAGCUUGUGCUCCCUGAGGAAGUGAAGCCAGACAGCAGCUCUGCUAAAAGAUCACAAACAACUGGCCAUUUAGUUGUCACCAUGCCAAAGGCUAAAGAAAUAAUCCUGGCUAAGCAAAAAGUUUCAGCUGCAAUUAAACAUUCUGACUGCAAUACACAGCAAAAAAACACAAGAAGGAGUGGACAAGUUGAGAAGUUGGAAGUGGAUCUUAGUAAAUAUUCAUUCCCUGAUGUGACAAAGAUAAUCCAAGAAAAGGAACGAACUGGACAGGGACCUAUAAAGCUCCAACCACAGAAGGUUACUGAGGUUAAGAAGAGCUGUGUUGAUUUUGAAAAUAAUGAAGAUGUUCCUCCCUUAAUUUGAAACAUUCUGAAAUAUUCCCUCUAAAGUAGUGUGAAUGCUUGUGUUGAAUUCAUUACCCUAUGUGUAGAUAAAAUAAGAUAGAGCUGAAGUUGGCAAUAUCAUUACCUUUUCUAUCAAUAACUUUUUUAUGCUGGUGUUUUCUGCUGCAUUUUCCAUUAUUAUAUUGCUAUAUAAAUUCUUCUUUCUAGAUUGUUUACUUAGUAACUCUGAAAGUAGA
Molecule: messenger RNA, 1646 nt
Organism: Onychostruthus taczanowskii (white-rumped snowfinch)
Lineage: Eukaryota; Metazoa; Chordata; Aves; Passeriformes; Passeridae
Gene: DNAAF11
Product: dynein axonemal assembly factor 11
Exons: 12
Coding region: 32-1429 (465 amino acids)
Biological process (GO): outer dynein arm assembly
Cellular component (GO): cytoplasm
Molecular function (GO): protein binding
Source: RefSeq, a predicted model, not a curated record